Messenger RNA from Mytilus trossulus (common blue mussel), 5497 nucleotides. RefSeq lists its product as uncharacterized. The transcript has 3 exons. NCBI's taxonomy places the organism in Eukaryota, Metazoa, Mollusca, Bivalvia, Mytilida, Mytilidae. The record is from RefSeq and is a predicted model, not a curated record. Bases 48 to 1484 code for a protein of 478 amino acids.
GCAACUGUCCAGCGCCACAUUCUAUGUGGAAAACUGUUUAGGUAAACAUGUUAAAAUUGCUGACUUAUUUUAGCAUGUCCACUAUCGAUAACGUCUCAAAAGUUAAAGGUCGAAUCCAAAUGGCGACACGUAUUCUUUCGAGGUUGUGCAACAAGGUUCGUUUACAGUUGACGUAUACCCCAGUUUCUUGUUUGUAUUCCAAAGAAUCUGCAUUAUCACGGAACGCAUCUUGUUCCAGACUUAUAAGAGAAGCACUCAGUGAUUUCGAAGACACAGAAUUUCAACCCUUACGAAUAAGAGGAUAUGCAUUAGGUAGAAAUUUUUCCAGGGCUAAUGUUGAUACUAUACAGUAUCUGGAAGAUAAAUCCGGAAAAGUUCUUGAUAUAAUGGAAGCACAGGAAGUCAUGAAAACAGGUGAAGGGGUUUUCACUAAACGAGUAUCAUUCAAGUCCAUGUUUGAGGAUGGUUUCCGUUCUCUUGAACUAAACAUCGAAGGAAAGAAAUGUCCAGAUCCAAGUCUUCAGUUCGUUACGGACGCUUUUAUAUUAGGAUUCUUAGAAGAGAAAGAUUUCCAUGAGGAUUGUUUAAGAUGCAUGCAUAGAAUACCUGAACAAAGAGAUAGACCUAUAAAAAAUGAUGAAUCAUAUAUUUGCACAUUAUUAGCAAAUCAUCUGUUCUCCAGGCUAACUAUUCGGUUCUCUGGACAUCAUUAUUUUUUAACAAAUGACUAUCACAAUAAGUUCGAUGUUUGUCCUUGUAUGAAAUGUGGUCAGCAGAUCAGAUAUCGGAAUACUGGAAUUGGGAGUGAAUAUUUAUGGUAUGGAAGACCAGACAUCAUGUUGUUCACUAUGGCAGGAGGUGGCUGUAAUAUUAUAUAUCCAGAAGACUGCAGUGCAGAUGACAAAGAGUUUGAUGCAGACCAAGCAGAAAAUCAGAUAAUUGAAAUUGAUUUGAAAUCAUCAACAUUACGAAAAAAGGAAAAAAUUGAGCAAGUUGUUGCACAGACAAUUACUUAUUCAAUGUACCAGAGGGUACGUCAAAGAGAAAAAGGCAAAACACUUCCUCAAGCUUUUUUAAUUCCUACUAUUGUUGCAAGUUCUGAUUACUUUGAUAUUUAUAUGUAUGAUACACAGAAUGACAUCCUGUUAAGAAAUAAAGGAGAUCCUAUUCCUAUUUGGAAUAAGAAUAAAUUUAGUGCAGAGGGUGAAACAUUAAAUUUAUCAAACAUUUUAAAAAUUUGGAUGACAUUGAAUCAUUUUACCUUAAAGCCUAAACUUUUAGUAGAUGAGAUUCAAAGUUUAAAAGGAACAUGUGAUUUUUUAGGUCGUAUUGCUCCAAAACGCUUACAUUUGAUUGAAAAAACAAUUUCUAUGCAAAAAAAAUUUCUCCCAUUAAAGGAGAUGGAAUUGGAAUUAGAUGUUCCUAGUGUUUCAUUAAAACAAAAGUCUCUACCCAGUACAUGCAGUAAUGAUGAAGAAAAAUGACAAAUCUACAUUUAUGGUAUAAUUGCUUACAUGUAUGGCGUUCAUUAUUACUGAACUAGUAAAUAUUUUGUUAAGGGGCAGCUGAAGAACGCCUCCAGGUGCGGGAAUUUCUCGCUUCAUUGAAGACCUGUUGGUGACCUUCUGCUGUUAUUUUUUUCUAUGGUCAGGUUGUUGUCUCUUUGACACAUUCCCCAUUUCCAUUCUCAAUUUUAUUUCAUUUGAACUCUGGUGGAAAGUUGUCUAACAUGUUUAACACCACCACAUUAUUUAUGUAUUCGCCUGUCCCAAAUCAGGAGCCUGUAAUUCAGUGGUUGUCGUUUGUUUAUGUGUUACAUAUAUGUUUUUUUCGUUCAUUAUUUUCAAAUAAAUAAGGCCGUUAGUUUUCUUGUUUGAAUUGUUUUAUAUUGUCUUAUCGAGGCCUUUUAUAGCUGACUAUGUGGUAUGGGCUUUGCUCAUUGUUGAAGGCCGAACGGUGACCUAUAGUUGUUAAUGUUUGUGUCAUUUUGGUCUUUUGUGGAAAGUUGUCUCAUUGGCAAUCAUACCACAUCUUCUUUUUUAUAUAUCAUUGGCAAUCAUACCACAUCUCCUUAUUUUUAUAUUUACAUCCAUAUUAUAUUUUCAGCAAAAAAUGUUAAGUACCACCAACAUGACCAAUUUGUACUUUCCAUUACAAAAAUAUUAAAAACUCCUGUCUGAAAAUCUUCUGUAGCAGCCUUGGUCUUAAAAGUGACACAGAGAAACAUCUUUUUGUCUGAUCAUUGACAACUCAUUUUUACUCAUUAAAAAGUUUUAUGAAGUUGAUAAUUCCAACACAUGUCAAAAGGUAUAAAACAUAAUUUGUGAAAUUUGAUUUACGUCCCAAAAAAGAGUUAAAAAUGUGUUCUAUUAAGAUGGAUGGUGUUACAAAAAAUUUGUUUCUUUUGAACUGUUUAUUACAGAAAAUUUCAUAACUUUCUCAUUUUUAAAAAGUGGUUUUAAUAAUUAUUUAGAUUUUCCGUUAAACAUAUAUAUAUAUGCUAAAGAAAAUGACUCAUCAAAGCAAUCUCUAUUUCUGUCUUCAUAUACUGAUAGUUAAAUGGUGUUAGAAUUCAUUUAAAUUGACAGAAUGGAAUUUUUCAGGGGGAGAAUGUUGAUAUUAGAAAAAAAAUGAUAAACUUGAUUUUUUUUUAAAUGUGAUAACUUUAUAAAAGUUGGUUAAUUGUUGCAUAACACAUUAAAACCACCCUGCCAAGUGUCAUAUUUCUGGCUACAGAAGUUAUUCCUGUAGCCCUUGUAGAUGGUAAGUGAUCUAUAAUUUUUUUUAGAUCACAUACAACAAAGUAGCAGGGGUAUAUAAUGUUUGUGCUAUCCGUUAUUGAGUAUCGUCAUUUGGUAAUUUGUAAUUGUAAUGCUUGUUAUAUUACAUUUUUUUUUAUGUAAUGUAAAGUAAUUUGUUAUGCACAUUUUCUGCAUUACAAUUACAUGUAUUGUAAUGUAAUGAUGUAAUGGGGUGAAAAUUAUCAAGUCUUGAUCUUUUGUUUCUGAUAUUUGUAUAAAUGAUAUUGGGAAUAUUUUGGUAGUCCAUGAAAAAUCUUCUAAAAAAAAUAUAAAACAAAAUUAUAUUGAUGAAAAGAAAAAAUAUGGAGAUUAAAUUUCAUUAUGCCAUACACACCUUACAGGUAUUUCAAUGAAAGAUUGAAUAUGUCAAUCGACAUUUUUACACCAAACUGUAAUUUGUGUCCUGAUUAAUAUCAAAUUGUUUUUAUUGUAAUAUAAAUAAUUAAAUAAAUAAUUUGUUUAUUAAAGUGUCACAUAUUGAUUGCAAUAAAAAUAAUUCAUACACAAUAUACAUACAUAAUAAAAUAACCAAUAUCCAGGGCAAAACUGACUUACGAGACACUGUUAUACCAAUUACACAUUUACAAAUUAAAAUAGCGUAAGAAAAAAAUAUUAAAAAUAAUAUACAUUUUUUCCCAAAAUAAAUAAUCCUCAGCUUAAAACUCUUAUAAUUAGUUUUAUAUAAAACAUAUGCUUAUGUCACAAAAAUGAUAAAAAUUCUCAAAGAUUUCCAUAAAUUAUUGAAUAUCAGUUCGUGAAUCACAUUGUCUAAUAAAUAAAAUAAAAAUUUAACUAUUUAUAGAAUAUAAACUUUAAUUUGUCUAAACUAGGCAUAAAAAAAAGAUGUUGAAUCAUUAUAAAAAUAAUUUAAAAAAAAAAGUAAUCAAAUCUUCUCAACUUAUGUUUGUCUUGAGCCCUUAGGCAUUUAGCAAGAUAUUCUUUUAAUGACACAUUUAUUAUAUUUCUUUGAGAAAUCCCUUUAUGAUGUCUUGAUAAUUAAGUGAGCAAUGUUAGAAACGAAAUUAUAUGAUAAUUUAUUUAUUUUUCACCACCACCUAAGAAACUUGAAAGUGACUUUUUCAGUUUCAUGCCUUCUCCUACUCCAUCAUAGAGAAGACACAGGUCAGGUGCAGUACAUGAUUUUGACAUUUACUUGUCUGAGCCAUGCAAAGAAAUGUCAAUCAAUCCACUGGAAUACUUGAUGUCAAAUUCAGUGCACCUUUCUUCCUUGGCUAAUACAUCUAUCAAAUAUUUAGCCAUUUCCUCCACAUCAACUCCUUUCGAAAGGCUUUUUAGUAAUGCUAGAAAGGUGUACAGACCUGAUCGCCUUCUCUUAAUGACAGCACGUUUGAAACACUUAUGAUGAUAAAGUGCAAUGGACAUGUUGAUUAACCAGUUUUUGAAAUCCAUGCUCUAACACUAUUAUACCCUGCUAAUAUUUAUCAAUUUCUUUUUACAUUGCAUUAAUGUAAUGGCCCAGGCCUGAUUGCAACCAUACUUUGAUAUAUGGUGGCAUAUAAUGAGUGUAAGGUCUCUGUUGAUUUUGAGGUUACUAUGUCUAUAGUCAAGGUCAUAGUUACUACAGAAAUUCUGAAUUUUGUGCAGAAAAGAAGUUUCAGGAUGCUUCAUAUACUGGUAUAUGGGAUUGCAACCUAACUUGGAUAUAUGGUCACAUAUAAUAAGAGGAAGAUCCCUAUUGAUUUGUAAGUCACCAAGGUCAAAGUUAAUAAAUAUGGUAUUGUGUAACACAAUAUUACUGUCUGAAAUCAUAAACCAAAAUCAUAUUUUAAUGCAAAGAAGAAAAAAAACUGCCAUCAGGUCAAUAUUAGCUUUUCCUCUUUAUCUUGGGCAUGGGGUAUGUGAGCUGGCUCACUAAAGGUUCUUAUAAAAGUUAUAAGUCUAUCUCUUUCAUAUGAAGAAAAGCCAAACAAACUCUCCUAAAAAUUAUAGUAUACCCUGGUAAGUAGGUCUGAUUUUUUUAUGGUAAAAAUUCUUAUAAAAUACUGUGUUUUCACUUAGCCUGGUUCAUCUUCAGGAAACCACUUGUCGAGGUUGUUAGCUUGUAAUUUUGCAUAACACUUACAUAUUUUCUAUAAUAAUAAAUAAUUUAUAUUUGUUCUGCCAAAGAGAUACAUUAGGAUGAAAAUUUGGUAGAAGUGAUGUUAGCUCAUUGUAAUAAAGCUUUGUAUUUCAGAAGGAAUAGGAGCUUGGUAUACAGAUGUCUUAUGCAAGUUAUGGUCUAAAUCUCCAUCUGGCAUAUAUGCCCAUUGUUUUUUUCCUCAUUUUCAUUGUUCAGUGACUUCUUUUAAAAAAUGUAUUUUUUUAUCCUUUGAUUUUCUCUUCAGGAUGACUCUCAUAUUUUUUUUUCUUAAAAAAGGACACAUAUUACAUAGCCUUUUAUUUUCCAAAUCUGAUCAUUCAACAUUCUAUGGUGAUAUUUUAUAAAAUCUUUUCAAAGCAAGAUUUUUGCCAAAUUUAGGAAGAUUUUCAGUAGAUGUAGUUUAGAAAAUCAAAAUAAUUUUGGUCAUGAAAAGUGCACAAUUACAUACACUGAAUUCAUAUAUUGAUGAUAAAAUGGUGCCAGUUGUAAAUAAUCAUUGAUGUCAUUUCCAUCAACAUCUGAAUUUCUGGAUUUAUUUUGUACCUUAUCAGAUAUUACAGACUUCUUUAAGUUUGAAAAAUGGUAGAAUGUUGUA